UUUAUUUACUCUUUGAUUCGUACUUUACUCCGAGACAGUCACCACCCACUAUUUCAGUUUUUCGAUCUGGUCACCAACCCCGCACUCAAACUCAGUCAUGGCAUUCGUUCGCAAAACUGAAAAGGCUCAGCUGCAUGUUCCAGACCUAGAGGAACUGCGUAGUGUACUUCAAACAGGGCUGGAAGAUAACUUUGCAGAAAUUAAAGUGAGUGUUGUGGAAUGUCCUGAUCUCACUAAGGAGCCGUUCAACUUUCCUGUUAAGGGUUUGUGUGGAAAUCCUCGGGUCAUAGAUGUGGGAGGAGUACCAUACCUGGUUCCUCUGGUUCAAAAGCACAAGGAGUAUGACAUGAAUACUUUAUCAAGGGAGUUGGAGCUACCAGGGGCAUUCAUGCUUGGUGCAGGAGCCGUUUCCUCGAGGAUUGUGGGAAUGAAUGCAGAGUUGAUUCCGCUGGUUCUGACUGAAGCAGACGGAAGACCCGCAGUGAAUAGCAGCUACUUCUCCUCCAUCAAUCCAGUGGAUGGCCAGUGUCUGCAAGAAAGAUACAGCGACAAAUUCUCUGACUGCAACUUUGGACUGCUGGGGAACCUUUAUGCUUGUGAGGGGAGGCCAGGAAAGGUCAUUGAGGUGCGGGCCAAGAGAAGAACGGGAGAUCACAGUAUUGUGACGGCCUUGAGAAAGACUCUGGAGGUUCACUACCCUGAUAAAAGCCUGGCUCUGGGGGGGACCUUCAUCAUCCAGAAGGGGAAAGCUAAAAUCCACAUAAUGCCCAGAGAGUUCUCGGCGUGUCCGCUCACUUCAAACGAAGAGGUCAACAGCUGGCUCAAACACUUUGAGGUGAAAGCCCCACUCAUCUGCCAGUCGGUGCUUGUAUCCAAAGAUCCUGGACUUGACUUACGUGUGGAGCACACCCACUGCUUCAGUCCUCAUGGAGAAGGUGGCCACUACUACAUCGACACCACACCUGACAGCGUGGAAUACUUGGGCUACUUCGUACCUGCGGAGUUCAUGUACCGCAUCGACAGGCCCAAAGAGACCCAUGCAGUCGGAAAAGAUUAAACAAGAAUUGCAUGGUGCAUUGGUGUUAACGAUGAAAAUCAGGACCACAUAAAUUGUCUUUUUUGGGGGGGGGAGACGGUUUCCAUUGAAUUGAAAUGUUGCAAAUCAAUAUCUUGUAUUUGUGGUGAUACAGGCUUGGGUAUAAAAUUAUUGCACUGUAUAAUGUGGAAUGUACCACAGGAUUAAUAAACCCUUUUAAAAUAAA
Messenger RNA from Hippocampus zosterae (dwarf seahorse), 1262 nucleotides. RefSeq names its product chromosome 16 C11orf54 homolog (gene bkgd). Gene Ontology annotation, molecular function: zinc ion binding; hydrolase activity, acting on ester bonds. Bases 98 to 1057 code for a protein of 319 amino acids. Gene Ontology annotation, cellular component: nucleus. The transcript is spliced from 8 exons. NCBI's taxonomy places the organism in Eukaryota, Metazoa, Chordata, Actinopteri, Syngnathiformes, Syngnathidae. The record is from RefSeq and is a predicted model, not a curated record.